Heterocephalus glaber (naked mole-rat) is the source of this 2579-nucleotide messenger RNA. RefSeq names its product OTU deubiquitinase with linear linkage specificity (gene Otulin). Gene Ontology annotation, biological process: innate immune response; regulation of tumor necrosis factor-mediated signaling pathway; protein linear deubiquitination. NCBI's taxonomy places the organism in Eukaryota, Metazoa, Chordata, Mammalia, Rodentia, Bathyergidae. Gene Ontology annotation, molecular function: cysteine-type deubiquitinase activity. The record is from RefSeq and is a predicted model, not a curated record. Gene Ontology annotation, cellular component: cytoplasm.
UGCUGACGCUCGCGGAAGCGUCCUAUGGACUUCGGGAAGCGCCGGGCUGCGGAGCCUGUGCUGCGGGCAAGUGCCCGCAUGAGUCGGGGCACUAUGCCCCAGCCCGGAGCGUGGCCGGGCGAGAGCUGCGCCCAGACGCCGGCGCGGGAGGCGGGCGCCGAGGGCGGGAGGGCUGGGGCCGGCGGGCAGCCCCGGCCCUCGAUGCGGGGCCCGGCCGAGCACGAGGAGGACAUGUACCGAGCUGCAGAUGAAAUAGAAAAGGAGAAAGAAUUGCUUAUUCAUGAAAGAGGGACAUCAGAACCCAGACUGAGUGUGGCUCCCGAAAUGGAUAUAAUGGACUACUGCAAAAAGGAGUGGAGGGGUAAUACGCAGAAAGCAACAUGUAUGAAAAAGGGCUAUGAGGAGGUCUCUCAGAAGUUCACCUCCAUCCGGCGAGUCCGCGGUGAUAAUUACUGUGCGCUGCGGGCCACCCUGUUCCAGGCGAUGAGCCAGCCGGCGGAGCUUCCCCGUUGGCUGCAGGACCCUGACCUCACACUGUUACCGGAAAAACUGAUAAGCAGAUACAACUGGAUCAGGCAGUGGAAACUGGGCCUGAAAUUCGAUGGGAAGAGCAAGGACCUGGUUGAGAAAAUUAAGGAGUCCCUUGCCCUGCUGAGGAAGAAGUGGGCAGGCCUGGCUGAGAUGAGAACUGCCGAGGAGCGGCAGAUGGCUUGUGACGAGCUAUUCACAAAUGAGGAGGAGGAGUAUAGCCUCUAUGAAGCUGUAAAAUUUCUAAUGCUGAACAGAGCCAUUGAACUGUAUGAUGCUAAAGAGAAGGGAAAGGAAGUACCGUUUUUCUCUGUGCUCCUCUUUGCUCGGGACACAUCGAAUGAUCCUGGACAGCUCCUGAGGAACCACCUAAACCAGGUGGGACACACUGGUGGCCUUGAACAGGUGGAAAUGUUCCUCCUUGCCUAUGCCGUGCGCCACACCAUCCGGGUAUACCGGUUGUCCAAGUACAACACCGAGGAGUUCAUCACGGUCUACCCCACUGACCCGCCCGAGGACUGGCCGGUGGUGACCCUCAUCGCUGAGGACGACCGCCACUACAACGUCCCUGUGCGGGUGUGCGAGGAGACGAGUCUGUGACCCGCCAGGGCAGGCUGGUGACGCGGCAGAGCGGCAGAGGGCGCCGCAGCUCCUGGCUAGCCUCAGGCCGAAAGUCUCUGAGAACCACCUGUGGGGACCGCAGGGCCGGGCAGGGCUGGGCCGGAGCGGGCUGGACUGGACUGGGGUGUUCUGACGAGGAGUUCUUGACAGUAGGUGCUAACUACGUCUGUGCCUCAUCUGAGACCAAGUAGGCUCCAGUGAGGGCUCCGGGAGAACUCAGGGGAAGGCGCAAGGUGCAGGCCCGUCCCCAGAGCACUUAGUUUUGUAUCAGAGGAUCCUCAUUUUGGAGAGGAAUAUAUAUGUUAAUGCCUCACAUCGAAAUUCUCUCAAAUGAUAAACUGGCUGUUUAAAAAGAUUCUUUUUGGUGGUGGUAAUGGCUCUCUGUAGUGAUCUUCUAUGUGAUCUGCUGAGAUGUAAUUCUGGAAUGAGGUCAUAAUACCCUUCCAUAGUCUUGUCUUCUGCUGAAGGGACAAACACUAGUUUGGAUUUGACAUAAUUAACUUCUGUUUUAAGCAGAUUGCCUCAUAGAAGAUUAAUUGGGUCCAACAGUGGGAUUAUUUGAAGAAUUUCUUUUUUGGGGGGUACUGGGCAUUGAACCUAGAACCUUCAUACUGAGCUACAUCCCUAGUCCAUUAUUAUUAUUGUUAUUUGAAACAAGAUCCUGAUAAGUGCCCAGGCUGGGCUGAAAUCUGCAGUCCUCCUGCCUCAGCCUUUCAGCCAGCUGGGACCAUAGGUGUGCCACAGUACCCAGCCAUUGAAGGACUUUUUGAAGGCCAGAGGAGCUGCUGGGAGUCGGUGAGGGAACCUAGGCUGUCUUGCUCUGUUGGCCAUGACAGGCUAGACCAGAGUCAUGAGGAAUGCUGCUUGCAGUUGCACUCCAGUGUUGGGGGCGUGAAGUAUUCUAAAGUUCCAAAGAGUCAUGGUUUUAUAGUCACAGCCGAGUUGAUGUCCACUCCUGUUUUUAGAGGAGACCAAGGCCCAGCGAGCUCAGUUACUGACCUCCAUCAGAGGUGGGGCCAGGCUGGCCUCAGUCUUCCUGUGCCCUUUGUAUACAGUGCUGAAGGUGGCGCCCGUUGCCAGGUCCACAGAGCUCAUGUGGUGGCAGAGGACGAGUAACGGCAGAGAUCUGAGGUCGUCCGUGAGUUGCUGCAGCAGAAGCGUGAGGAAACACAGCCAGAGCGUGGCCGCGCUGCGUGAGGUGAGGCCUGUGUGGCCUGCAGAAGCCUCGGUCUGAAGAAGGCAGCCCUACCGUGCCAUCUGCUCACGGCCCGCAGUGUCCUUGAGGGACACAGACCCGGGCAGGGUCCUCGGGAGCCCGGCAUUGCACACUGGGAUUCAGUCAGCAGCGCCUUGGUUGGCUCAGCACUUGCAGAGGUGGUCUUUCCCGAAGUACCAAACUUAUUUCAUAAUAAAAUCUUUCUCUGAUCCCA